Molecule: messenger RNA, 1648 nt
Organism: Paramacrobiotus metropolitanus
Lineage: Eukaryota; Metazoa; Tardigrada; Eutardigrada; Parachela; Macrobiotidae
Exons: 8
Coding region: 98-1324 (408 amino acids)
Source: RefSeq, a predicted model, not a curated record
GUAUUAACAUUCGCUGAAGUUCCUUUGCUUUUUUCACUUUUUUGUUGUAAUUUCUUCUCACUUUACGCGUGUGGCUUUCUUUUGUUAGCCUUUCGAGAUGCCGUGGCCUGCGUCAGAGAGACUCCGACAGACUUCGGACAGCGACUAUCACUCCGCGAGUGACGGUAGCUUAUCGCCUGAACACACUGAGGAGAUAAGCCCAGAUGCCUCAGCACAGCCUGCACAGAAACCCCAGGAGCCAGCAAACGCCAACGAAGACGGAGAACUGUAUCUUGUGCAGGAGUUUUGUGAGGCGGUGGGGCGACCGGACCGGGAGGUUGUCCCUGGCAAGGUGGUUUCCAACGAGAUGCUUGUACGGGUCUCCAAGCGCGCCACGCAUGUGUUGAUGCGGGGGACAAUUGGGUCACUGGUCGACCCCCUGCGCUGUCCGUUCGGACUUGAAGAGGGCGCUGUGGAGGCCUGUGUCACCUUCCGCGCGGGCAUGCCGCAAGGGCUGAAGGCGCACUUGGAGCGCGUCCAUGGAAUGCACAAGGUGCAGCUGAAUUUCGCCUGUCCGUGUCCGGCCGAGUUCAACGACGGCGCCGACUGUCCGUUCGUGCAGUUCGACCCCUUCGGAGACAUUUUGCCUGACCACAUCCGCGAGCACCACCCCGUAUACAAGGAGCGCGUCAUGGAGGCGCUGUAUAAACAACGCAGCAAGAAGUUUGGGGAGAAGUACCGCGAGUUCCUGCGCACGGGCAAGAGCCAGACUUUUCCGGAGGGGACGAGUAAUCUGGGCAGCCUGUGGCCCAGCCAGAUCAUCGCCGACAGGAUCAUCAUCCCCACCCGUGUUGAUAAGAAUGGGCAAGUGCAGUACGUCUGCAAGAUCGACGCGUGUGCCGCCAAGAAGGACGGCCAUCAAAUCCCUUCCUCCUACCACAUGUUUGCGCAUUUGAUGAUGCAGCACCGCGGGCGGUGCGCCGCGCUUGCCACCCAAGUGUACCACGCCUGCGCCGACCCGGAGUGCCUUGUGCAGCUGUUCGAGCCCUACCACCUGAUGGACAGCCACAUCAAGGCCGCGCAUCCGCACCUGUUAGGCCUGGCGUACAAGGAGACCGCCCUGCAGGAACGCGCCAAGCUGGAAGCUCUCGUGAGGGGGCAGUGCAUCGGGGAGGCGUUGAACACUAGCGUGGACAGCGAGGAAUCGGAGGACAGCUACCUCUUCCACUUCACCUGCCCCGUCCAGGGCUGUCGGGUCUGUCAUUCCGAACGCGACUACAUGCUGUGGCACAUCGGCGCUGACCACGAGAAAGACUGGAAUGUUCAGCCGGUGAAUGAUCAGUAACGACACCCGGGUCCGUGCCACCGCCGACCGCGCCUCCCCCUUCUGUCGAUUCUCAAUUUCUCGCUCACAGCCUGAUGGUGGAUCCAUUUUACGGAAUGGACUGCCUUUUCCCUUUGGCUGUUUUUUUUUUGAUAUUUUUUCUUAUCACUUUUUCUGUAGCGCGUUAGGGCGUUGUAUGUCCAUUUUUGUCGAACUGUGUUGUUCUUUGAGAGUGGUAAAAAAAUUGCUAUGGAGUACUUGGAACAAAACUGAUAUUGCUGUAGUUUAACAGGCAACAGCCAUAAAAUAAUCACACUUCUCUGUCAAAAUAAUUUGGACAUUAAA